AUGUUUAUGUCUCUUCCUACGUUGACUGUUCUUAUUCCACUGGUUUCUUUAGCAGGACUGUUCUACUCGGCCUCUGUGGAAGAAAACUUCCCACAGGGCUGCACUAGCACAGCCAGCCUUUGCUUUUACAGUUUGCUCUUGCCUAUUUCCAUACCAGUGUAUGUAUUCUUCCACCUUUGGACUUGGAUGGGUAUUAAACUCUUCAGGCAUAAUUGAUGUAACUAGUGUCAAUAUGCUAUAUUUAUUAAUAAUAGCUCUUGGGCAUCUAUCUCUGAAAGCUCAACUGGAUGGAAGUUUGCAGGAAAGAGGCUUUGCUUUGUGUAUAUCAGGCUUAGGACUGUGGGAGACUUAAGUUGCAGAUGCUUCUUUUGUUGUACUCUUGCUCUGCCCUUGUGUUUUGCAGGCUCUGACUUAUAACUGCUGUAUCAGAGAAAACAUUUUGACAGUGUCUUGUUGGAGAUGAACAUCCCCAAUUGUCAUGUCAUGAGUAUUUCUUAUUCUGUUCAUCUAAAAGUUACUGAAAUUUUGUUUUGCUUGUUUGUUAAGUUUAAGGUCUUUGGUAAAGUCACAUGUUAGGAAUGACUGAAAUAAUUCUAAAGGAGUGAUGUUGAAAUACUCUCUCUAAGGGAGACAAAUGCAUUUGAACAAGUGUGAUAUAAAACCAUAUCAUCAAAUAGAAAUUUCAGGUACUUAACAGAAAUUAAGUUUGUAAAAUUACCUUCAUUUCUUUGACAUUAACUGCUUAUAUUAGCAAUAAAGAUGUUGACACUUUACCAUAAAAGAUGAAAUAAACCAGUUUGCAGUAGUCA
This is a messenger RNA of Callithrix jacchus (white-tufted-ear marmoset), 809 nucleotides long. NCBI's taxonomy places the organism in Eukaryota, Metazoa, Chordata, Mammalia, Primates, Cebidae. The record is from RefSeq and is a predicted model, not a curated record.